Molecule: messenger RNA, 1663 nt
Organism: Tyto alba (common barn owl)
Lineage: Eukaryota; Metazoa; Chordata; Aves; Strigiformes; Tytonidae
Gene: CPPED1
Product: calcineurin like phosphoesterase domain containing 1
Exons: 5
Coding region: 92-1351 (419 amino acids)
Molecular function (GO): hydrolase activity
Source: RefSeq, a predicted model, not a curated record
GUCCCCCACUGCUUCCCGAAGAUGGCGGUGCCGGGGAGCCAAGGCGCGGCACCCCCUCCCCGUUCUGGGGCCGUGCCCCCGCCCCGCUCCCAUGGGAGCCUCUCCGGCCGCUGCUGCCCGACCGUACUCCUUGCCAACCGCCUUGCUCAGGCCGAGCACACUCUGCGCCGCCGGCGCGUCCCGUUCCUGGGCCUGCGGCGGGGCUUCUCCCGCCGUCGCCCAGGCGCCGCCCCCGGCGGAGGCGGUGCCGCCCCCUCGCCGGUCUGGGGCCAGGCGGCGGCUCUCGGCAGCGACCGCACGGCGGGCGGGAGCUAUGGCGACGGUGGAGGAGGCCGACGUGUUUCUGAGAGCCCGGGGCAGGACUCUAACCACCUUCCGCCAAGUUGAUGAGUACCAAUGGAAAGGGCCCUUCUACUUCAUUCAAGGAGCAGAUCCUCAGUUUGGACUGAUGAAAGCUUGGGUGGUUGGAGACACUAACAAUGGAGAUGAUGAAUGGGUAGAAGAAAUCAAAUUAGCAGAGCAAGCAGUGCAGGCCAUUAACAAACUAAACCCUAAACCCAAGUUCUUUGUGUUGUGUGGAGACCUUAUCCAUGGAAUGCCAGGAAGUCAAUGGAGAAAGGACCAAGAGCAGGAUCUAAAGAAUGUUCUGAAGAACACUGACCAGGACAUACCACUCGUAUUCGUCAGUGGCAAUCAUGAUAUUGGCAAUACUCCAACAAAAGAAACAGUAGAUAACUAUUGCAGGAACUGGGGAGAUGACUACUUCAGCUUUUGGGUUGGAGGCGUUUUCUUUCUUGUGCUGAAUUCUCAGUUAUACUUCGAUUCUUCCAAAUGCCCUGAGUUAAAGGAAGCCCAGGAUGUGUGGCUCAAUGAGCAACUGGCUGUUGCUCAAAAACAUAAAUGCAAGCAUAUUAUAGUAUUUCAGCACAUCCCUCUGUUUCUGAAAAAACCUGAUGAAGACCACAAUUACUUCAACUUGGAAAAAUCAGUUCGUCAAGAGAUAAUGGAAAAGUUUCAUAAAGCAGAAGUGUCAAACACAGAGCUACAACUCACCUGGUUGGAGAGAGAAGGACAAUCUGGUAAUUCAGGUCUUGCCAUGAACAAAGAAAUUAAUGUGGGUAUUAAAGCUGUAUUUUCUGGACAUUACCAUAGGAAUGCUGGAGGGUCCUACAAAGGACUGGAAAUGGUGGUUUCAUCAGCAAUAGGAUGUCAGCUGGGAGAAGAUACGCAUGGGCUUCGAGUGGUUGUUGUCACAGAUGAAAAAAUCGUUCACAGAUACUACAGUUUAAAUGAACUGAACAGCCAGGGCAUAGAGACAGAGCUGCUAGAUAUGCUUGCUAAGCAAAACUAGGCUCUAUCAAAGGAUGUGAUUUUUUCCAUGUUAGACGAAUAGAUUCAGCUUCAGAAAGUUUCCCCGAGCUGAAGGGAUGGGUUUCUGAUUGUGUACCAUGCCCCAGAACAGCUCUCAAUUUGUUAACAUCCUAAGUAAUAAGAAAGUUGUUGACAUGUUUCUCCUUUUGAAAAUGAGACCUGUGAGGAAUAUGAAAGAGCAGCAGAACUAAUAGGGUAAUGUAUCAUUGCAAGAACUGUUCUGAGAAUUUUCACUUCAUUCCUAGAUAAGACUUUCUUGUUAGAGAGAAAGUGUGUCAAAGAGUGAGAGUUG